Molecule: messenger RNA, 10452 nt
Organism: Thyridium curvatum
Lineage: Eukaryota; Fungi; Ascomycota; Sordariomycetes; Thyridiales; Thyridiaceae
Exons: 2
Coding region: 1-10452 (3483 amino acids)
Source: RefSeq, a predicted model, not a curated record
AUGAGAGGAUCGAGGCUUCUUGCGGCCUCGUUGGCUCCUGGGCUUUGGCCCUUGCUUGGAUCUGCUCAGGUGACCGCUGACCCCAUAUGCCCCAGCGGCAUGACCGAGGUCGACAUCCAGCCAGUCGAAAUCAUCAUUGAGCAGGCCUACCAGAUCAGCGGCUACUUCAGUGUCAACACUAUCCUGACUCUCCCAGAUGGUCUCCAAUAUACCAUCUCAGAUGCCCCCGUGGCCAUCAACACAGUCGUCGUGGAGACCGAAACUUCUCGAAUUCACGGAGUUCCGGGCUCCGGCGCCGCACCAGGCAACAUCAAUGGCCCCAAUGGUCCCGCGUCCGGAGCAACCGGAGGCUCGGGUGAGACCAGCGUGCUUCCUGCCUAUAUCACCAUGACAGUUGCUGCCGGCGCCGGAGCAGCUCCUGGCACUGUGACAAUUCCUCCGUCGGGCACGAAUCCGGGCUCGAUUAUCAUCAUAACCACUAGUGGCAGGCAGAACGGAGCUGCAAGCACCGAAGGAGCGGCGUUCAACGGGCCUUACACCACCGUCACAGAGGCAGGUGCCGCAGGAUCCCGGCCGACUCGGUUCACCAUCCAGCCGACUGGCACUCAGACGCUAGGUACUGUAGUAGUCAUCACCCCGGCGCCGUCAGGUGCCGUGAAUGGGCCCCAGCAGGCUCAACCCUUUACUGGUCCAUACGUUACCGUAACCCAGACCGGCACAGCAGGCUCUCUGCCGACGACGUUCACUAUACAGCCGACUGGCAGCCAGACCGAAGGCACGGUUGUCAUUUUCACUCCAGGGCCCAGUGGUGGCGCCGUCAAUGGCCCACAGCAGACCUUUGCUGGGCCUUUCGCUACGAUUACGCAGCAGGGGGUGUUCGGCUCGCAACCGACGACGUAUACGAUAUUACCCACCGGAUCCGAGACUCAAGGAACCGUCGUUGUCUUUUCUCCGGCGCCUAGUCCGGCUGUCAACGGCCCACAACAGACAUUUACGGGUCCUUUUGUUACCAUUACGCAAGCUGGAGAGUUCGGGUCAUUGCCGACUGCGUAUACAAUUUUCCCUACUUCGGGGGAGGCCCAGGGAACGGUUGUCUCGUUCACCCCUGGUCCUAGUCCUGCAUUCAGCGGACCGCAAACAACCUUUGCUGGUCCCUUUAUCACCAUCGCCCAGGAAGGCCAGUUUGGCUCGCAACCAACCCAGUAUACCAUACUUCCUACUGGAAGCGAAACCCAAGGCACUAUUGUCAUCUUCACACCUGGGCCAAGCCCAGUGGUCAACGGGCCACAGACCUUUGCGGGCCCUUUUGUCACUGUGACGCAGGAAGCGGCAUUCGGUGUUCAAGCGACUUCGUUCUCGGUGUUGCCAACUGGAGGCCAGACCGAAGGCACCAUUGUCGUCUUCACUCCUGCGGCGAGUCCCGGGAUCAAUGGACCAGUGUCGACUUUUGCUGGGCCGUUCGUCACGGUCACCCAAGAGGAAGCUUUCGGUUCGCCGCCAACAUCGUUCACGGUUCUGCCGACUGGAAGCCAGACAGAAGGAACUGUCGUCGUUUUCACUCCUGCUGGCAGUGCCGCGGUGAACGGCCCCGCAUCUACUUUUGCAGGCCCGUUCGUCACCGUGACACAGGAAGGCGCUUUUGCCUCACAGCCGACAUCAUUUACCGUGCUACCGACAGGGAGUCAGACAGAAGGCACCAUCGUAGUGUUUACGCCGGCUCCAAGCGGGUCAAUGAACGGCCCGUUCGCAGGCCCAUACGUGACUGUCACCCAACAGGGUGUAUUUGGUUCACUGCCGACGUCGUUCACCAUUCUGCCCACUGAGAGCCAGACCGAGGGAACCGUAGUUGUGUUCACUCCGGCUCCCAGCGGAUCAGUAAAUGGCCCGUUCGCAGGGCCGUACGUCACGGUGACGCAAGAGGGAGCAUUCGGCUCGCAGCCGACAUCCUUUACAAUCCAGCCCGUCGGCGGUGAGACACAGGGCACCAUCUUGAUAUUUACUCCAACCCCAAGCGCUACCGGCACCAUCAGCGGCGUGUUCACGGGACCGUACGUCACGAUCACGCAAGAAGCGGCGUUUGGUUCACAGCCAACGACCUUUACUAUACAGCCAGUGGGGAGCCAGACUGAAGGAACUCUGCUCGUGUUCACGCCGGCGGCAAGUGCUCCAGCCAGUGGCCCGUUCACCGGCCCCUAUGUCACCAUAACCGAGCAAGGAGCUCCUGGUUCACAAGAGACCACGUUCACGAUUAACCCCACGGGGAGUGAGACCGAAGGCCGGGUUCUGAUCUUGACUCCUGGUCCUCCAGGUGCCAGCAACGGGCCCAUCUCAACCUUUGACGGCCCAUUCGUCACUGUUACCGAAGAGGCUGCGUUUGGCCAGCAACCUACAUCCUUUACAAUCCUCCCCACUGGCACUCAGACCGAGGGUACCGUCGUGGUAUUUACCGCUAGGGCCAGAUUUGCUGGCCCGUAUGUUACCGUGACGCAACAGGGCGCGGCCGGCUCAGUCCCGACCUCGUUCACUAUCGACCCUAUCGGCAGUGAAACCGAGGGUACGAUCUUGAUCUUCACCCCUGGCCCCACUCCCACCAACUCUGUUCAGCCUCCCUUUACUGGUCCGUUUGUCACGAUUACUGAGCAGGGAGCGCCUGGAGGCAGUCCCACCAGCUUCACGGUGCUGCCUACUGGAACAGAGCUUGAGGGCACUGUGGUGGUCCUUACUCCUGGUCCCAGUGGCGCUGUACAGCCUACUUUUACUGGGCCUUAUGUAACAAUCACCCAGGAAGGCGUGCCUGGGUCUUUUCCGACUUCCUACACUAUACAGCCCGCACCAGGAGCAACGGACGCUACGGUGGUGCUCUUUACCCCAGCGGCUGCAGUGAAUGGUCCCCAGCAAACAUUCACUGGACCUUAUAUCACUGUCACACAACAAGGAGUCUUUGGCUCGGAGCCAACCUCGUUCACGAUCCAACCCACAGCAAGCGAGACGCAGGGCACCGUUGUAGUGUUUCAGCCGGCAGCUUCCAAUGCCGGUUCGCCGCAGCAGACAUUCAAUGGGCCGUUCGUCACGAUCACGAAUCAGGGAGCCAUCGGAGACCCGACGAGAACGUUCACUGUCCUCCCAACCGCCGAUCAGACCGAGGGCACUAUUGUUGUCGUCACGCCGGCUCCAACCGGUGUAAUCACGAACGUUCCCCAGCAGACCUUCACUGGUCCAUUCGCCACGAUCACAAAUCAGGGAGCUUUUGGCGCUGAUCCUCUCACUCUCACGGUCUUCCCCACGGGCAGUGAGACGCAGGGUACGGUCAUCAUCGUCACACCAGCCCCCAGUUCCCAAGCCAACAAUGGCCCUGUGCAGACCUUUACCGGCCUAUUCGUAACCAUCACCGAGGAAGGGCCUCUCGGGUCCUUGCCGCUUACUAUCACAGCUGUACCCACCGGAGUCGAGACGCAAGGCACCGUUUUCAUUCUGACCCCGCCUGUCUCGGGCGGUUCAUUUAUUACCACGACGAUUGAAGGGGCGCAAGCGACGACCAUUACUGUUCCGCCAGCCGGAACUCUACCGGGGUCGAUCGUCGUGAUCACGCCUGGCGCUCUGAACGGAGCCGCACAGACCUUUGCCGGUCCAUACAUUACCAUCACCGAGGAGGGUGCCUUUGGAUCGCAGCCCAUCACAAUCAGCUCGCCGCCUACAGGGAGCGAAACCCAGGGUACCGUUCUCAUUGUGACGCCCGCGCCGACACCUCCAGCAAGUAUCAACAACGGCCCAUUCGUCACUGAAACGAUCUCGGGAGCAGUGAACACCACGAUCUUUGUUCAGCCCACUGGGACGCUGCCCGGAUCCGCCAUUGUCAUCACGAAUGUGCCAGAGGCGAUUACUUCUCCGCCACUGACCUUCACGGGCCCUUAUGUCACGAUCACCAACGCUGGAGCUCUUGGCGAAGGGCCGACCACACUGACGCUUCUGCCCACUGCAUCCGAGACGCAAGGCACGGUCAUCAUCUUGACCCCUGGAGUCUCGGCGCCCACGACCACGCUAGACAACGGACCUUACAUUACGGAGACCAUCGAGGGAAUUCGCGCCUCGACGAUCGUAGUCCCGCCCGAGGGCACAGCGCCAGGCCGCGUCAUUAUCAUCACCCCUGGUGCCCUCAACGGGGCCCAAUCAACAUACGCGUAUGCUACCGUCACUCAGGGAGGCGCCCUGGGAGAAGUGCCAACGACGAUCACGGUUCAGCCGGCCGGCUCCGCCACGGAGGGAACUGUGUAUAUCUUCACUCCGAAUGCAGCCCUCCCGACCACCACGCUGGACAACGGCCCAUUUGUCACGACGACGAUCGAAGGGGCCGCGCUGACCACGAUCACGGUGCCGCCGUUUGGUACCGCUGCCGGAUCUAUUGUUGUGAUAACGCCAGGCGUGAACAACGGCCCGGUGUCGACGUAUCCAUAUGCCACCGUUACUGGGCCCGGCGCCAUCGGUGCUAUCCCGACCACGAUCACCGUGCAGCCCACCGGCUCGGCCACCGAGGGCACAAUCUACAUCUUCACCCCUGCGAGUGCGCCUCCCGCCACCACUCUCGACAACGGGCCUUUCGUCACGACGACAAUCGAGGGCGCCGUUGCCACGACGAUCACGGUCCCGCCAACAGGGACUGCACCGGGCUCUAUUGUCGUCAUCACGCCAGGCAGAACGGCUAUUAAUGGUCCGCAGCAGACAUUUACUGGUCCAUUCGUCACGAUCACCGAGACUGGAGGGAUUGGCGCUCCGCUUAGGACGCUGACUAUAUCGCCCUCUUCCGGUCAGCUCGAGGGCACGGUAGUCGUGUUGCAGCCGGGAGCUGCGACCACGAUCAAUACCGAGGCGUUGGCCACGACCACGAUCGCUGGUGAGGUUUUGACGACGAUUACGGUGCCCGCCGCGGGUUCUGUAGCGGGUUCAGUCGUCGUCAUCACGCCCGGGGCGGUCAACGGGCCUCAGACGUUCAAUGGCGUCUAUCAGACCAUCACAGAGGCUGGUGCCAUUGGACCCAACCCCACAACGCUGACCCUGCAGCCUGCAGCAGGUGCUACUGUGGCUACUGUCUUGCUAUUGACACCAUUGGCUCCGACUACCAUCGACAACGGGCCCUACGUGACGACCACGAUUGCUGGUGCAGCGUCUACACAGAUCACGGUACCUCCCAGCGGCGCCAACCCCGGUUCGGUCGUCAUCAUCACUCCAGGUCCAAGCCCCACGGCUGUAUUCAAUGGUCCGUUUGUCACAAUCACGGGUGCUGGCGAACCAGGGUCGCCGCCAGUGACUUUGACCGUCCCGCCUGUCAGCGGCCAGUCGAUCGGAACUGUUAUCAUUCAGACACCCGCCGUGGCCAAUGCACAGCCGACCGUCUUUGUGACGCAGACCAUCACGGGCCCGGCUGGGUCCCCAGAGACUAUGCUCACGCUUGCUGCUCCUGCUGGCGCUUCAAUCGGUACAGUGAUCUACGAAACCCCGGCCGCAUCGCUUCCCGCUUUCAACGGGCCCUUCACAACCAUUUUCGGUGCCGGCGAACCGGGGUCAGUUCCGGUCACGCUCACAGUGCCUCCUUCCCCAGGCCAGUCUAUCGGAACCAUCAUCAUCCAGACGCCUGCUGUUUCGGUACCUGGGCCAAGCGUCUUCACUACGAUCACGGUGGCCGGCGCGACUGAUAUACAGCCUACGUAUCUGACGCUGGCUGCGCCAUCUGGAGCCUCCAUCGGAACCGUGCUUUAUGAGACUCCUGCAGCUGGAGCUGUCGCAUCGUUCACGGGCCCAUUUGUUACGAUAUUCGGCGCCGGGGACCCUAGCUCGCCUGCUGUCACGCUCACAGUUCCUCCGACCAGCGGAGCUUCUGUCGGAACCGUGAUCAUUCAGACGCCGGCGCCCAACCUCAACGGCCCCAACUCGUUCGCCUCGUUCACAGGCCCAUUCACAACCGUAACCUUGACCGGUCCGCUCGGCUCUCAGCCCACGCUGCUGACUCUAUCGCCCUCUUUGGGAGCCACGCAAGGCACCGUCAUCUUCCAGACACCUGAGCCGGUCGCACAGACCUUCCAAGGGCCGUUUGUCACUAUCACUGGGGCAGGGGAUCCGAAUCUGCCCCCGAUCACGAUCACGGUCCCUCCCACGAGCGGUGCGACUGUGGGCACGAUUAUUAUACAGACUCCGCAGAGCCUCGUUCCGCCUGUCACAGCCACGGUCACGAAUGUGCCGGCCUCGUUCACUGGUAUCUACACCACGGUCACUUUAACGGGUCCCCCAGACUCGGCGCCGACGCUUUUCACUCUAGAGCCCACAGCUGGGGCUUCUAUCGGCACCGUCAUCUAUCAGACCCCCGCAGCGAUUGUUCAGAGCUUUGCUGGCCCGUACAUCACCAUCACGGGAGAAGGCGCACCAAACCUGCCACCCAUAACUCUAACUUUCCCACCUACGAGUGGCGCUACGCAGGGUACGGUCAUCAUUCAGACUCCGGCAUCGGCUGUCAAUGGGCCCGUCUCGUUUUCUGGAUCUUACACGACGAUAACGGUAACGGGCCCUGUGGGCUCACAGCCUACGUUGAUCACUUUGGCUGCCUCGUCUGGGGCAUCUGUCGCCACAGUCAUCGACCAAGUCCCCGCAUCAGCAACUCUGCCGCCCUUCACCGGACCUUACGUCACGAUCACUGGCGUCGGCGAUCCAAGCUUGCCGGCCGUCACCGUGACCGUGCCUCCGACGAGCGGUGCGAGCGUGGGUACCGUCAUUGUGCAGACGCCUGGCGUUCUUAGCUCUGUGGCCAACGGCCUGCCAUCGUUCGCUGGCCCGUUCACGACUCUCACGCUCGCGGGCCCAGUCGGCAUCCAGCCGACGUUGAUCACGCUUCCGGUGACUUCGGGAGCUACGCUGGGCACUGUCAUCUACGAGACACCCGCGGCGGCCAGCUUCAACGGCCCGUUCGUCACGAUCACAGCCACUGGUCUCCCUGACUCGCCACCUCUUACGCUCACGGUGCCACCGACCAGUGGUGCUACGGAAGGCACUGUUAUCAUCCAGACGCCAGCCCCUUCCGGCUUCACGGGCCCGUACACGACACUGACUGUUGCGGGGACAUCCUUGUCUGCGCCAACGCUUAUCACGCUCCCUGCGCCUCCCGGGGCUACACUGGGAACAGUCUUGUACGAGACGCCGCUCCUGGGCCCGUCGGCUUUCAACGGACCCUUCACUACCAUCACAGGUGCCGGUCUCCCCGGCUCGCCGCCUUUGACACUGACAAUCACCCCUACAAGUGGCGGAACCCAAGGCACGAUCCUCAUCCAGACCCCAGCGCCGGCCGUCACGCCCUUCACAGGUCCGUACACGACUCUGACUGUGAUUGGAGCAACUGACAUCACGCCGGGAUACGUAACUCUGCCGCCUACUGCCGGAGCUACGGUUGGUACCGUCAUUUACGAGAUCCCUGCGACUCGCGUGUUCGCUGGUCCCUACAGGACCAUCACGCAGGGCUACAAUGGGGUUGACACUCAGACGGUCACGAUUCCGCCCGUUGGCAGCGCGACCGAGGGCACGGUUCUUAUCCAGACUCCUCUUGGUAAUAUCAAUGGGCCCGUGUCAUUUACUGGGACGUAUACAACGAUAACUCAGGGAUACAACGGAGUCGCAACGCAGACAUUGACCUUGCCGGUCGAUCCAUCAGCCACCCAAGGCACAGUUCUUGUGCAGACACCUUCUGUAGCUCCUACCUUCACUGGAAGUUACACGACCAUUACCCAGGGCUACAACGGCGUGGCCACGCAGACUGUGACUUUGCCUCUGACUCUCUCUGCUACGCAAGGCACAGUGUUGGUUCAGACACCGAUCGUAGCGGCCACAUUCUCUGGGACGUACAUCACGAUUACUCAGGGAUACAAUGGAGCAACGACGCAGACCGUCACGCUACCGCUCGGUGUCUCGGCAACACAAGGCACAGUCCUCAUUCAGACGCCGAUUCCGACCUCCGCCCCAGUCACUUCAUUCACCGGACCGUACACCACCAUUACGCAAGGCUACAAUGGCAUUGCGAUCCAGACAGUCACGUUGCCAGUCCCUGCGUCUGCAACACAAGGAACGGUGCUGGUCCAGACGCCCAUUGUUUCGAUCACAUUCGCUGGACCGUAUACGACAAUCACGCAAGGCUACAACGGGCUCGCCACCCAAACUGUUACGCUCCCGGUCGAUCCGUUAGCGACGCAGGGCACAGUACUCAUCCAGACUCCCAUCCCAAGCGGCAACGUCAACGGGCCUGUGUCAACGUUCGCUGGGCCUUAUAUCACUAUCACACAGGGAUACAAUGGAGUUGGUACACAAACGAUUACUUUGCCCAUUGCUGUCUCGGCCACACAGGGCACGGUGCUCAUUCAGACGCCCAUUCCUGCUUCCACUUUUACUGGUCCAUACAUCACGAUUACCCAAGGCUACAAUGGCGUCUCUACUCAGAGCAUCACGAUUCCACCGGCUGGCUCGGCUACACAAGGCACAAUUCUUGUCCAGACACCUUAUGUGGCUCCCGUCUCAACCUUUACGGGGCCCUACACCACAAUUACUCAGGGCUACAACGGUGUGGCGAUCCAGAGCAUUACCAUCCCUCCAGCCGGCUCGGCUACUCAGGGCACUGUGCUGGUGCAAACCCCUUAUGUCGCUCCAACCUUCGCGGGCCCGUAUGUGACGCUGACACAAGGGUACAAUGGAAUUGUCACGCAGACGAUCACGAUCCCGCCGGCCGGAUCAGCAACGCAGGGAACUGUGCUGAUUCAGACUCCCUCCUCCGCCACUCCUUCAGCCUUCAAUGGUCCCUUUACGACGAUUACGCAAGGCUACAACGGCGUGGUCACUCAGAGUAUUACCAUCCCGCCAGCUGGGUCUGCAACUCAGGGUACAGUUCUCAUUCAAACUCCUUACACUGCCCCGGCUUCAACUUUCACCGGUCCGUAUGUCACGAUCACGCAGGGAUACAACGGUCUUGUCACCCAGAGCAUCACGAUACCGCCAGCGGGGUCGGCCACUCAAGGAACUAUCCUGAUCCAGACGCCCUAUGUAGCACCAGCAUCGACUUUUACUGGCCCAUACACAACCAUAACUCAGGGCUACGACGGAGCUACGACGCAGUCUAUCACGAUACCUCCAGCGGGAACAAAUGUUCAAGGCACAGUCAUUAUCCAGACGCCAAUCCCGGCGACGCUACCGGGCUUGACUUAUGUCACCAUUACUCAGGGAUAUAACGGACUCGUCACUCAGACACUAACUCUCCAAGCUGCCAAUGGGGCUACUGUGGGAACUGUGGUUGUACAGACUCCAAUUACUGGGAAUAUCAAUGGCCCUGGUAUCACCACAACGAGCAGCAGCACGAGCAGCAGCAGCACAAGUAGCAGCACCAGGAGUACUACGAGCAGUACCUCCUCAAGUAGUUCUUCGUCAACGAGCCGAUCCACGACGAGCACUACAUCGAGCGCAAGCACUAGUCCAACCAGCAGCUCUACGAGUAGCUCCACCAGGACCAGCAGCUCAUCAACCAUCGCUUGUGUAGCCAGCACGACAGCAACCGCGAACCGCUAUUGCGACGGCACCCUUCCCGCAUCUUGCCAGCGUCUACGCACCGACAACGUCGUCAGCCUGCCUCUGGACAUCGUCGCCUGCACCACUGAUCUCGGCGAGUACAGCGUCGGCUCCCUAGCGACCUGUCUGGCCGACGGCGUUCUGAGCGCCAACGGCGGCACAAUCUUCAGCUGCCUAACCAGCGCGCUUCCGAACAUCUGCAUCACCCAGCUCCCGGUCGCCUGCCUGGCCCUCUCGGCCAGCGCCUCCAUCGGCGCCACGCUCAACACGAACAUCCAGCUGUGCUCGGCGGCGCUUGGCCCCUUCGCCCAAUCAGCCGCCGUCGUCAACUGCCUCAACACGGCGCUGCACAGCACAGGCCUGGGCAUCAUCAACUGCCUCCAAGGUGUCUACGGCUUCACCAUCGAGACGCCUACGCUGCCGUCGGGCUGCUCCACGGCUGCCGUGUCUACGCAGACCGCGGUGCCGCGGCAGGCCUGCGCGACGCUGCCUACGCCCUGCUCGAACUUGCAGACUGACAACAUAGUUGGCUUCGCGAUCGAUUUCCCGCUCUGCACCACCGCCCUUGGCACUCUGGCCCUCGGCAACACGGCCAGCUGCCUCGUCAGUUCGCUCGGCGGCCUGAGCAUCGUGAACUGCCUGACGGCCUCGCUCGCCAACCGCUGCCUGUCGGCGCUGCCAAGUGCCUGCUCUGCACUGUCCACCGCGCUGACCAACUCGGCCGUGCGGACGCAGAUUACGGCCUGCCAGUCCGCUAUCAGCCUGUACACCAAUGCAGCCAGCGCGGCGUGCUUCAACACGGCGGCGACCAGCGGUGUGCCCAUCCUCAAUUGUCUGAACUCGAAUCUGUUUGGUAUUGCUAGUAUCUAG